This is a messenger RNA of Mizuhopecten yessoensis (Yesso scallop), 1941 nucleotides long. Its product is annotated as multiple epidermal growth factor-like domains protein 11. Lineage: Eukaryota; Metazoa; Mollusca; Bivalvia; Pectinida; Pectinidae. The transcript has 18 exons. Gene Ontology annotation, molecular function: scavenger receptor activity. The coding region runs from base 37 to 1941 and encodes 634 amino acids. The record is from RefSeq and is a predicted model, not a curated record.
CAAAGGAAUGGACCCGAAUGAUAACGAUACUUUAGCAUGAUUGCUAACCCCUUGUAUCUUGUGUUGGUGUGUUUAGUAAUAGGUGUGAUUGGUGAUGAAAACACGUUAUGUACAAAGAGGAUCAGGCAUAAGAAAGGGUCGGUAGUAACAUACAGGGAAGAGUGGGGAUGCUGCGCAGGAUACAAAGAAGGACCGGAUCUGCUUUGUAAGAGAUGUCCAAGCUGGGAGUAUGGCAUAUCAUGCACGCAAAGAUGCCGCUGUGUGAAGGACAAUACUAUACAAUGUGAUCAUAUCACCGGAAGUUGUACUUGCCGAUGGAACUGGACAGGACAGACAUGCGCCAUACCGUCUUACCUAUUUAGGGAGAAAAGACAAAUUCCCAACACACCGCCGGCUCCGACGACGACUAUCUGUGGUUUAUGUCAGGAAGGGACCGCUACCUGUUCCUCGAACACAGGCUGCGUGUGUAAUGAGAACUGGUCAGGAGCACUAUGCCAAAAUAGAGUCACAACAACACCACCCACGACGACGAUAAUCAUGGUCUGUGAGUGUCAUUUUGAAAAUACAGAGAGUUGUACAGCAAGAACGGGGUGUGUGUGUAAACCCGGCUGGACAGGAACAAUUUGUAGCGAAAAAGCAACAAUAACAACGACUUCGGGCCCCCUGACAUGUGAUGCGUGUGUGACCCAGAACACAGAGAGCUGUAGUUUAAGCACAGGUUGCAAGUGUAAUGCCGGCUGGGGAGGACAAGUUUGUGCAGAUGCCUGUGUCGAAUGGACUUACGGAUCUGGAUGCAUGGCCUGUGACUGUGACAGGACAACUAGCACCACAUGUGACGUCAUCACCGGUGGCUGUACCUGUGAGCCGUACUACUGGGGUAGCACCUGCAUAAAUAAGUGUCCCGAUUGUUCUGCCAACUCACUCACAUCCGUUUCCUGUGAUGAUGCUACAGGGCGCUGUGUGUGUACCACAGGAUACACGGGGACUACGUGUAUAGAAACUUGUCCUGCAUUCUCCUUUGGAAAUAACUGCUCUUCAACUUGUCCAUGCAAUACAAGAUACACACUAUCCUGUGAUCACGUGACCGGCGAGUGUAACUGUCUACCUGGUUACACUGGCAUCAACUGUGACGAAAGAUGCGGUCAGUUUACGUACGGCCAGGGCUGCUCUUUCAACUGUUCCUGUAACACAACAAAUGCCGAAGACUGUAACAACGUUCACGGGGGAUGUUUGUGUAAACCAGGCAUUAUUGGGGACACCUGUAAUGAAACGUGUCCGGCCUGGUCGUACGGCUACAGCUGUGACAGCGGCUGUGAAUGUAAUCAGACCACCACGCAGAGUUGUGAUAACGUCAACGGCCAGUGCGCAUGUAAUCCAGGCUAUGACGGAAUCAUUUGUAACAAUGUUUGCCUGGUAGAUUUCUACGGUAAAGACUGCAAGAAUGAAUGCGCGUGUGACAAAAACAAGUCUAUUUCCUGUGACCACGUGACCGGGCAAUGUCUUUGUAUUACAGGCUACGAUCAACCAAACUGCAAUACCACAUGUCCAAGUGGGCUGUACGGUGAUCAAUGCGCCAGCCUAUGUGCCUGUCCAACUUCCGCCUACUCUACCUGUCAUCAUAUCACGGGCGCCUGCACGUGUAAACCGGGAUAUAUUGGAGACACGUGUCAAACAGAAUGUGCGGAGAAUACAUAUGGAGUAGACUGCUUAGGUGAAUGUGACUGUCUGGCGGUUCAUACGUCUUACUGUGACAAGGGGACAGGUGUAUGUGUGUGUGACAGUGGUUGGGAGGGCGUCAGGUGUGAUACAGCUGCUGCUGUUGCGGCUGCGGACCCUCUGAUAAAUUCGCCCAUCAUUGCGAGUCUGAUCGCUGUAGUAGUUACACUUCUGCUGGUGCUGAUCAUUCUGUUUGUACUGUGGAAAAUAUGUAGGCAAGUAUGA